Eurytemora carolleeae is the source of this 562-nucleotide messenger RNA. RefSeq lists its product as uncharacterized. The transcript has 6 exons. NCBI's taxonomy places the organism in Eukaryota, Metazoa, Arthropoda, Copepoda, Calanoida, Temoridae. The record is from RefSeq and is a predicted model, not a curated record. Bases 56 to 547 code for a protein of 163 amino acids.
UUUACUUAACUUAAUAAACAUCAAAGCAAAGAGUUAAAGUUCCAGUAAUCCAAUAAUGGUGAAAUAUUUUAGUUUUACUCUUUGCUUUCUUAUUUUAGCUAAGAAAUCAGCACCAAAGUUUUAUCUUAUAGAAGAGAAGCCAGAAGAAAAAAAAGAAAAAAAAUCUGGAUGUACUCCAUGCAUAGAACAAGGUUACACAGAACCUCCGCUUGAAUUCUCCAUGAAAAACUGGAUAAGUCUGGUUCCCCCCUGCAGUAUUCUAAAAUGUAUAUCACCGAAGGGUUUAAAGAUUGAUGUUGAAAGAGAGAUUACGGGACCGGUGAGAGUAAACGGUUAUAAUAUUACUGAUGAUGAGCAUAGCAGAGCACUUAACGGAGAGAAGGUUGUAAUUAAAGGGAAUGAACACAAAGCUGACACAGUGCUCUCAUUUUCUGGAAGCAAUAUGGUGCUCAACGGAACCAUUUUCCCAGGAGAUGAUCUGAAGGAAAAAUAUAAUUGUGAUGCUGGAAAUAUGUUCUUUGCUCUGUUUUGUGCUGAAAAGAAAUAAACAAUAAUUAAAGGG